Molecule: messenger RNA, 1323 nt
Organism: Penicillium canariense
Lineage: Eukaryota; Fungi; Ascomycota; Eurotiomycetes; Eurotiales; Aspergillaceae
Exons: 2
Coding region: 1-1323 (440 amino acids)
Source: RefSeq, a predicted model, not a curated record
AUGGCCGAACCAAUAGGUUUAGCAGCCGGAUUGCUAGCCCUGGCAACUUUCGCCUUCGAGUGCAGCAUCUCGCUCCACGAAACGGUUAAUAGUUUUCGCCACCAUCCGAAGCGCGUGCGUGAUCUUCUUGAAGAACUUGAAGCCCUGAGUGCUGUGCUUGGGCCACUCGGCGAGUUUGUCAAGGCCACUAGUGACAUAGACUUUUCGGCGCUGGAGCUUCCUCUUCUACGCUGUGGCGGUGCCUGCAACGAGUUUCGGCAGGAGAUUCUCAAAUGCUCGUCGCAGCCAGGCAGUAAUCGGACGAAUUUCCGGGAGUGGGCCAGACUAAAGUACAUGGGUGACGACAUAGAUGGCUUCCGAAGACUGCUGGCGGGGUACAAGGCAACCAUCAAUAUCGCGCUCACUGAUGCAAAUAUACGUCAAACAUCUGCCAAUACCGAAGCCCUAGAAGAUUACAAGCACCUUAUCCAAGACGCCAAGGAUGACCUUGAAGCUCGUCUGGAAAGUAUAGAUGACAAAUUGGAGUGCAUUGUUAACAAAAGCGUGGCUCAAUCCGGACCAGACGCUGCGGAACUGCAAUCGAUGAAAGAGGAGCGUUUGAGUACAGAAAAAUGCCUCCAGAUUUGUGCCCAGCUAUCCGAUCAUAUUGACCAAAUCCAAUUGACAUCGGACCGAAGUGGUGCCCCACAUGGCUCAGAUAGUGCACAUGUCUCGCCUGAAAGGGUCACCAAUGACGGCUUGCAAGAAUGCAAAAAUAGCUUGUCUCUGACGGCUGCCAAGCUAGAGAAACAUAUGCAAGAUGUCAUGAAUCGAAUACUCUUGGAAACCAAGACAACAAUCACAUCUGAAAAGGAUGCACAGGAUUUGGCAAGGCUACAGGAUGAAUGGAAUACCGCCCGACAGUGCUUGGAUAUCUGCUCCAAGGCGGAUGAUAAUCUGAAAGAGAAUGUUAGUGUGAUUGAAAAUUAUGGAACCGGCGAUGCCUUGCAAUUCAUGGUAUCCACCAAUGGUAAGAUCCUACAUGGAAAAAACCGAGCCUAUGGCUGGAGAACGAGACAAGUGGGAGGCUAUGUGAGCGAUGCAUCCGUCCAGCAGCUAUCGAGAGAUAUUGCAACUAUCAACAUGAACUAUCUGAAAAAGGCCGAGCCUUCUUCGACGGAUGGCAGCAUACCGGAUCAGCGAGAUGCAGUGGAGAGUGGAAUGACGGCUGAAUAUAAACAACGGUAUGGGCGAGGCUUCAAACUGGAACCGACUAGUUUCCCGGAAGCAUCGACUUCCUCUACGACAUCGAGCAGCCGGUGGACAGGAGAAAUGAAAAAAUGA